This is a messenger RNA of Arachis duranensis, 1192 nucleotides long. RefSeq names its product CASP-like protein 2B1. The coding region runs from base 311 to 880 and encodes 189 amino acids. The record is from RefSeq and is a predicted model, not a curated record. The transcript is spliced from 3 exons. Lineage: Eukaryota; Viridiplantae; Streptophyta; Magnoliopsida; Fabales; Fabaceae.
AACCACAUUUUCUUCCUUCUUUCUUUCUUUUCAUUUACCAUUCCCUUAAAUGCAAAACCAGACCCUAUUUAAUGACCCCUUAUGUGUGUGAAUAUGAAGUGCCUUUGUCAUUUGUACCACUUCACUGUUCUCAGUCCUCACACCCUCAAACUUUGACCACUUGGCACAAUCUAAGCUCCACACACCAUUAGUACUAUCUUACAAAAACUUAAAUGCAUAAUUGAAACCUGUGUCUAUUUAAGUGGUGAAUAAUUUAGUGGUUGGUGUUCAUCUCCAUUGUUUUCUUUUGCAUUGUUAGUGUCUAGAGAAAAUGAGUUAUUUAGGUGUAGGUGUUAGUCCUGGAACAGUUCCAGUGUACCAUAGCACAAACCUGAAAUUGUUGGAUAAGAGGAUCAAGAUAGCUGAGUUGGUGUUAAGGUUUAUGAUUCUUGGUCUUGGAGUUGUUGCAGUUGUUCUUAUUGGAACUGAUUCACAAGUGAAGGUGUUUUUCUCCUUUAAGAAGGAAGCUAAAUUCACUGAUGUUAAGGCUUUGGUAUUCUUGGUAGUUGCUAAUGGUUUGGCUGCUGGAUACUCUUUGAUUCAAGGACUGCGUUGUGUUGUGAGUUUGGUUAGGGGAAGUGUUCUCUUCAACAAGCCCUUAGCUUGGGCCAUUUUUUCUGCUGAUCAGAUAAUGGCAUAUGUAACAGUUUCAGCAGUGGCGGGUGCAGGGCAAUCAGCAGUGAAAGUAUGCAACAUGUAUGAGAAAUUCUGCAACCAAGUGGGAGAAGGAGUGGCUAGUGCUGUUGUAGCUUGCAUCAGCAUGGUGCUCCUCUCUUGCAUUUCUUCUUUCACUCUCUUCCGUUUGUAUGGUCCUAACAAAACCAAAUCUGCUGCUUGGUAAUAAUAAUGCAUCACUUUGCAACUAAGAAGUAACCUAGCUAGCUACCUCUCUUUUGGACCAUUACAACAGUUAUUUAUGUAAUUUAGGAAAGAAAAUUGUUUUUCUUUUUCUUUUGUGUACACCUCUUUGUAUAUUUUUCAUUUUUUGGUAUAAUAUCAAAAGAUUAAAAAUGUACAAAAGAGAUGUACACAAUCGUAGUGCAUGUAACAUUCUUCUUUUUGUGUAUAUGUAUGGAUCUAGUUGUGGUGAAUGAUGUUGUUAUUUGAUAAUAUGAAAGGAUAUUUUACUGGUCAAGGGCUUAAUUAUUUAUGC